This is a messenger RNA of Daldinia vernicosa, 3328 nucleotides long. RefSeq lists its product as uncharacterized. The transcript has a single exon. The record is from RefSeq and is a predicted model, not a curated record. Gene Ontology annotation, molecular function: DNA-binding transcription factor activity; transcription cis-regulatory region binding. Gene Ontology annotation, biological process: regulation of DNA-templated transcription. Gene Ontology annotation, cellular component: nucleus. The coding region runs from base 145 to 3261 and encodes 1038 amino acids. NCBI's taxonomy places the organism in Eukaryota, Fungi, Ascomycota, Sordariomycetes, Xylariales, Hypoxylaceae.
UCUACGUUCUAUACUACUUUGACCUCUUUUCUACGGCAUCAAAAGGUCACCAGACAGUCUAUCCCUCUCAUAUUGCGUCAUCUAUUCAUUUCCUCCACUUGGCACCAUUUGUAAAUUUCAACUGAAGGGAAAAUGCACUAAACCAUGGGAAAUCAACUGAGCACUGAAGCGAGAACUGAAUUUGACGGUGUACAAGGCGAUCAGGAUUUAUCACCGCCCCAUCCUUCUCAUCCGCCGUAUACUCCUCAGUCCCCUGAUAUUGUGUUCUCGAGCCAAGUGCCCCCAUCCGCUACUCGUGUGCCUCCUAGUCCGACUCAUCAACAAUAUAAUCAACCAGACAUCAAAAUGUCUAGCUCACCUCCCCCACAACAGCCGGCUGCCAUGUCACCGAAACAGGGCGCCAAAUUCGAAAUACCUGAAUCUCCCGAUUAUAGACAGCAGACUUCAACACCAGUCCCUGUACCAAGCAAGUCCAAAAAACGAAGACGUGGAAAUCGACCCAGCCUAAUAUCACAGCCCCGCUUGCUCGAAUCCGAUAAUGCCGUGGAUAAUGAAACAAGCGUGAAUGGUUCCUCUCCCGGUGCUGAGGAAGGUUCUGCUAGUGUACGCCGGAAGCGCAAGAGGAACGAAAGGCGCCGAAAGAAAGCCCUGCUGCAAGCAUCUCCUGAUUUAGGCAAUCUUGAAAUGCCUAAUGAUCCCAUUCAAUCUUUAGAGCCCGAUGAAGUCCAAGAGACUCAGCAAGAUCUCAUCGUUGGCUUGCAUACUACCAAUACUACUACUACGGAGUCUACACCACCAAGCGCCUCACUGACAAAGAAACGCAAGAUACUGGGCUCGGCUGGUAAGGACAGAAAGAGACAAAAGCGUGACAGCAAUGGAACCCUUGGGGUAAAUUCGGCAACUUCAUUCAGUGGUCUUGCUGAGAGUCUCUAUGCCGGCCGGAAAAAGAACAGAAAGGCACUGGAAGUCAUUGAGGAUGACUCUAUGGACACUGGCGCACCAAGAGUGUCGCCGGACAACCAUGGGCAAAAAUCUAUAUCACGCGAUUCUUCAGUCUCCGAUUUAAACACGAACAGUAACGAUCCAAACCUAGGAGAAGCCAUACACCCUAGUACAGAAUCCAAUGAGAUGGAGACAGGGUCACCUGAUAGUAGUUCGUCUGAUGCUGAUCUGUCGCCAGACAGGAUGCAACAGGAUAACCAGAAUCAUGUUGUUACUAAUCAAGACAGCAAUGAUGAAGAACCAGAAUCCGACAAGAGGAGUGAUGGCAGAGGAGAGCAAAGGAGCAUUGGCAAUGGAGAUUUAGUCCCCCAGACCAUGCCUAACGCUGAUAUCACCAAUGAUGAGUAUCCAUCAGACGUUGAAGAUAUCCAUAACAAUAGCAGUCUUGGUCUUCGGCCUAAGCAAAGCUCGGCACGAAAGCGUUUUGUUAAGCCGACAUUUUUCGAACGUGAGGCAGAGGGUAACGCCAAUAGUUCAGCCAACCAGGCUUCUUCCUCUUCCGCCACAGGAAAGAAACAACCCAAAAUCUCGGCUAUGCUCCAACUCCAAGGAAAUGGCGUCGAUACUCCCACGCUAAAGAAAACCCCAUCUAAACGUCGUGCGCCUCCGAAGGAGACACAACCUCAUGAAUUAGUUACUGGCCAAUUUAGCGACUUCGAGCUUCGCAACAUUACUCAGGCCGUUGAACGUUGGAGAGAUGACCACAACUUGACUCAAUCCGAAGUGAACGAUCUUAUCCAGGGCAACCCCCGUGAAGUCAAAUCCCAAGAAUUUUGGGCUCGCGUUGUGGCUACUUGCCCAAAUCGUCGUCGUCAGAAAGUGAUAAAUCAGUGCCGUCGAAAGUUCCACAACUUUGUUGCUCGUGGUGCAUGGACUCCGGAGCAGCACGAAGAAUUAAAGAAGAUGUGGGAAAUACAUGGAUCCAAGUAUGCCAUAAUUGGAAAACUCAUCAAUCGUCAUCCCGAAGACGUACGGGAUCGCAUACGAAAUUAUGUCGUGUGUGGCGAGAGUCGGCGUGUUGACCCAUGGACUUACGAAGAAGAAGAAAAACUUCGGUCAAUAAUAUCCGAUGCCGUUAAGGUAAUUCGGGAGCGUCGCCAAGAAGGACAUAUUUUAUCAAACGAAUCUGAUGAGGAUCUGAUUGACUGGCAAAGAGUUAGUGAGUUGAUGGAGCGAACACGCAGCCGACUCCAGUGUAUUCAGAAGUGGAAGCUUAUGCAGAAGCAAGUGCAAGAUGGUGUUGGUAGCAUAGAUGGUGGAGAGAAUCUUCCAAUCGCUCAGAUCAUUCAGAAUGCUCGGGAUGAGGCAGAAACAAUAUCAAGCCGAGACCGAUAUAACAUUGUCAAGGCUAUUCGAACCUUCGGUGUCAACGCAGACGGUCGUAUUCCGUGGGCGAAGGUUAGAAAGCAGUUAAGUGGUCGUUGGCGGCGUCCUACAAUCAUCUUAGUCUGGUACCGCUUGAAGCAUUCCGUCCCCGAUCAUAUUAUCAUGACUGUGCCUGAGAUUAUCAAACAGCUCAGUGUGAGGUAUCAUGAGACCAAGGAGCUCGACUUCCCAAGCGGCGAGGACUAUGAUCAAAAUGCGGAAUAUACUGAAAUCGAGCGCAAGGUCAACAAGAUCUUGAGUAAGACCCAGCGCGGACCAAGGACUCCAGCCACCGUUGUUAAGGCUGACGAUGACGACGACGAUGAUGAUGACGACGACAACGACGACGACAACGACGUUGACGGUGAUGACGAUAAGGAGAUCGCAGACUACAACAAGGAAAGUGGCGCAGAUGAGGACAGCCAGGAAGAAGAUUCAGAAAGCAAUGAGGAAGAUCAGCAGAUUGAGAAGAACGAGGAUAAGGCUGAGAACGAGAAGAGCAAAGGCAGCAUUCAAAGUAGAGACGAGAGUGACGACGAGAGCGCUUCUAGCGACCAAUCAGAGGACGAAGAGCUUUCAGAGCAACCUAGAACGGAACACGCCUCUGAUGACAGCAGUGACCUAGAAAACAAUGUGGAAGAAGACGAAAACUUGCAGCGCGAAUCUUCGGUUCAGUCUCCUAUCGCCAAUAUCAGGUCACGGAAAGCUUCCAAAAGCCAGAAGCGUUAUAGCUUAUCCAGCAAAGCCACGACUUCUCGAACUCCGAUUUCCGGCAAGCGCAAGAUUGCCACGAAAAUGGCCAAACCUAAUAAUAACGAGCAAGGCUUAGAUGUUGAAGAAGAACUAAGCAGCGAUACAAACGCAAGCGAAGUGGAGAGCAUUCCGGCACAUUAAUGUGUACCUAGUGUCGACUGUAGAUGUAUGCUACACCAUAUCAACCUUCCCCCUGUCAUGUCUUGCA